CAGAUGAUGCUGUAUGCUCUUAAACUGGGGGGGUAGUGGGGGCAGCGGAGCAAGCUCGGCCAUCUCUAUUCCAGGAAUCACCACUUCCUACUCGCGCGCCACCGACACUUCCGCUUCCGUCUGUGUCAGGGCCUUGCCAGCCCAGCCCCUGAAUUCGGAGGUUCCAAAACUGUCUGGAGCUCCUCCCGCUCGGAGGCGGGUGAGGAUGGAACUGUGUAGGGGCGCAGAGUGAGAGAGAGGACUCAGAUCCCCCCCAAUUCCGCACAUGCCAGCAGGAACUGCAGAAACAAGAGCAAAGCUGUGGAAAGAGCAAAGUGCCCGCCCAAGGUUUCAGCUGCGGUUCGCUGGUCAGCGGCAGGAUGACCUCCUCCCCUCCCCGCGAACUGUGGGGCAGGUACUUUUAUUAAUUCCGGAGGGAUAAAUCUUUGUUCACAAAAGGACUGUUCUCCGCUAGCUACAAGGGAAAACAAACCACUGAGGAUUAGAACAAAGACGCAACUGCUUUGCCUUUUUUUUUUUUUAAAUUUGGAGGCAGCGGGCGCCAAUGUGCCCCUUCCAGAAGUGAAGCAUAGGAGGAGCGUGGACAGACUCCCUCUUUGGGACGCGGCGGUGUGACUAGCUCGCCCCAGGCAGUGCACUUGUGCCUGGGACAGGGAAAUGGAUUGAGCCCCAGUGUGUGUUGCACUUUUCAGGGCACCCGGGCGCAUGAAAACUCCAGUGGACUCUUUUGGGAAGGAGAACAUGCCCCCCAAGUCUCUUUGCAACCUCUCCCAGACCGCGGACGAGAAUCCAAGCGGCUUCGUUCCCGGGGUGUCGGAGAGGGACUUCCUGCCCGCCUCGGACGGGACCAGCGCCAAGUUCGCGAUCCGCUGCGCGAUCGCGUCCCUCUACCUGCUCAUCAUCACGGUGGGCUUGCUGGGCAACAUCAUGCUGGUGAAGAUCUUCAUCACCAACAGCGCCAUGAGGAGCGUCCCCAACAUCUUCAUCUCUAACCUAGCCGCUGGGGACUUGCUCCUGCUGCUCACCUGCGUCCCGGUGGAUGCCUUGCGCUACUUCUUUGACGAGUGGAUGUUCGGGAAGGUGGGCUGCAAGCUGAUCCCGGUCAUCCAGCUCACCUCCGUGGGGGUUUCCGUGUUCACUCUCACAGCGCUCAGCGCCGACAGGUACAGAGCCAUUGUCAACCCCAUGGACAUCCAAACGUCCAGGGCGGUGGGGUGGACCUGUGUGAAGGCGGUGGGGAUCUGGGUGAUCUCCGUGCUGCUGGCGGUCCCAGAAGCCGUGUUUUCGGAAGUGACAAGCAUUGAUAGCUUGGAAAAUGCCACCUUCACGGCGUGCAUACCCUACCCUCAGACGGACGAAUUACACCCAAAGAUUCAUUCGGUGCUCAUCUUCUUGGUCUAUUUCCUCAUACCACUUGCUAUUAUUAGCGUUUAUUAUUAUCAUAUUGCAAAGACCUUAAUUAAAAGUGCACAUAAUCUUCCUGGAGAAUACAAUGAACAUGCUAAAAAACAGAUGGAGACACGGAAGCGCCUGGCUAAAAUUGUGCUGGUCUUUGUAGGCUGCUUUGUCUUCUGUUGGUUUCCAAAUCACAUUCUCUACAUGUAUAGGUCUUUCAAUUAUAAUGAGAUUGACCCAUCUCUAGGCCACAUGAUUGUCACCUUAGUUGCCCGUGUUCUGAGCUUUUGCAAUUCUUGUGUCAAUCCAUUUGCUCUUUAUCUACUCAGUGAAAGCUUCAGGAGACAUUUCAAUAGCCAGCUCUGCUGUGGGAGGAAGUCCUAUCAAGAGAGAUCAACCAGCUACUUUCCCAGCUCUUCUGCAGUGCGUAUGACAUCUCUGAAAAGCAAUGCUAAGAACAUGAUGACCAAUUCAGUUUUACUAAAUGGGCACAGCAUGAAGCAGGAAAUGGCAUUGUGAUUUGAGCGAUUCAACUCACUACCUGGAAAGAACUUACCUUUCUAUCUCUAUUGAGCAGAGCAGAAACAAUUUCCUCAUUCUUACUAUUGCUCAGCUAAUUCAUGAGGUGAUUUCAUGAUUGACUCAGAAAAGGCAAGACAAACACAGCUAGCAUUCUUCUCUGAGCAGGACUUUAAAUUACAUUGAAAAAUAUAUAUCUCACAUUAAAAGUCAUCCAAGAUGCAAUUCUACAUAUGUAUAAAUUAAUAUUGCUUCAGGAUUUAAGCUGUUGUUAGAGCCAACACUAGUGUAUUUAUCUUAAAUUUGUUUCAUCUUGAAGCAUGAAAUGAAUUCCUAAAUUGACUUGAUGAUUCAGUGAGGAUAAUAUUCAAACUCCUAUUAUUUGAAAUACAAGUCAUAUUUUCCUGGUGAAUUUUAUUCAUAACCAGAGCAUGUAUUUAUCUCCUUUGUUUAAAUAAAAUAGAAAAUUCAAAAGGUAGAGCUUAAUCACAAGUCCAUAUUUAUUUAUUGUGAUUCUUUGUGUGAUUAAUCAUAAUUUAUAGAGACAGCUUAUGUCUGUAACUUUUAGGUGUGUGAUUAAAAGGUAUGAUGACAUUUGAUUAUGAAUAGUAAAAUAGAUAUCAUAUGAAUAUGAUUGAUUUUACAUUAGUUAUCAUAUGUCCCCAAACUAUGACUUAGAAAAUGGCAUGGCCAUUUUUGUAUACAUUGCUAAAUCCCUGGAUAUUUAGAUGUUUCUUAUAGAUACGAUAAUUAGUAUAAUUCUGGUGAAUUCAAUCAUUUACUCAUCCUCUCUUGCAACAGCCAUCUCACAUCAUUUAAGCAAGUUUACUCUGUGUAGUACCACAGUUUUUUCUGAAUAAGUAUUUUAGAUAUUUCACCAAAAUGCAAACAUGGCCUUGAUUAAAUUCUAAAAGCUACCCUUCUUAAAUUUGUAUCAGUAAGUCUAACAUUUGAAUUAAUAUAUUUCAUACUAUUUCUCUUUCCAAAUUUGCUAAAUGGAAAAUUCUAUUAAUAUACUAAGCUCUUUCUUAAACACCCCUAAGCCAUACUCUUUAAGAUGUGAAAUAUUCAAUCGUAUGUAGCAAUGGGAAAAAUAAACACAAGCAAACUGCCUAUCGUGGUUGAUAAUAAUAAUGGUAGUGAACAUUAAUCAAGUGUUUUCCCUGUUCUAGGCAUAAUCCUAAAGCUUUAUCUUUUUUAUUUAUCUAAUUUAAUACUCAGUAUAAACCCUAACAUGAAAAAGAGAAAGAUCAAUUUUUGGUAGGCCAUGAAGUUACACAAUUUGAGGAAUAUCUCUAUUAAAAAUACACAAUUUUGCAAAUUUUACACAAUUAUACCCCAUCACAUAAACACAUUGCCAGGGCACUGAACUUAGGCUUUAUUCACUUUAUGGUAAGUUCAUCUCUGAAAUAUAUCCUUUCAUUAUCUUUAUUUUAUAGAUUAGAAAAUUGAGAUCAGAAAUAUUAAGAAAGUUAAAGAGGAUUUACACAGCCUUGUGGGAAAGGUGAGAUCUAAAACCAGAUGCUUCACCAUGGUGCAUGCUCCCACUAUUCCAUCACAACUCAGUUGUAACUCUCUUCUAUCUGGAUUAGUUGUCCUUAACCUUUGCAAAAGUUGUUGAUCUACUCAUCACAAAGGUGCAAAAUAUUACACACAAAUUUUACAUGGAUUCUGAGUGUCUUUAAAUCUUUUAAGGCUCAUCCAUUAAAAUCUAAAGAACCAAGGGUAAUCCUUGGUCCAUGCAGAAUCUUUCUCUUUGCUAGUAUUAAGGUGAUGGUGAAAGUAAA
Mirounga angustirostris (Northern elephant seal) is the source of this 3701-nucleotide messenger RNA. It is a transcript of the gene NMBR, whose product is annotated as neuromedin B receptor. Gene Ontology annotation, cellular component: plasma membrane. The transcript has 4 exons. Bases 706 to 1914 code for a protein of 402 amino acids. Gene Ontology annotation, biological process: bombesin receptor signaling pathway. The record is from RefSeq and is a predicted model, not a curated record. Gene Ontology annotation, molecular function: bombesin receptor activity. NCBI's taxonomy places the organism in Eukaryota, Metazoa, Chordata, Mammalia, Carnivora, Phocidae.